Messenger RNA from Salvelinus fontinalis (brook trout), 3878 nucleotides. RefSeq names its product transcription termination factor 2, mitochondrial-like. The record is from RefSeq and is a predicted model, not a curated record. Gene Ontology annotation, cellular component: mitochondrial matrix. The transcript has 2 exons. Gene Ontology annotation, molecular function: double-stranded DNA binding. Gene Ontology annotation, biological process: termination of mitochondrial transcription; regulation of DNA-templated transcription. Lineage: Eukaryota; Metazoa; Chordata; Actinopteri; Salmoniformes; Salmonidae. Bases 226 to 1362 code for a protein of 378 amino acids.
ACAUUGGUAAUUCAUAGUGAUGGAGUUCCCACAAUUUAAUAAUCUGCGCAGCACAACAGCAAUAUAGGCGGACGGGAACAGAGCCAAUCACAGGCGUUAUGAAACACGUGAGCAGAGGGCGUUUACAAUCUUUCAUAAUGGUACAAAUGCCUGAACAACUUCCAGCGUCAACUUGUGUAUUCCUCUGGACAAUAAACUGGUCGUCUGUACUUUAGUGCCUUAACAAUGCUCCGUGCCACCACUGCCUUCCUGUGCGCCUAUUGCCAGAAGAGGAGCGUCUUAACCCCUCAUAUGGGCUUCUCUUCCUCUACCCUCGCCAACAAGCGGCCAGAGAACCAGCAAACUGUUGACUCCCUUUAUGACCUAUCGGUGGACAUCCGUAAAGUGCGUAAGUUCAAGGGAUGGGUGCUGUCAGAGAACUCUGUGUACGUGUACGAGACGGCGGACCUGCUGCGGGACAUGGGCGCUGACACUGCUUCCAUUGCCCAUGUGCUGGAGACCCACCCCGAGGCUAUCCUGUGUCGGCCCGAGGACGUGGCAGCUCAGCGGGACCUCUGGUCCUCCGUAUGCCCCAACCGGCGUGAGCUGGUGGGCAUCAUUGAGAAGUUCCCUGCCUCCUUCUUCACGCUCACGCACCACACCAACCAGCGUGACAACAUAAGCUAUCUCCAGAGCCUGCGCCUCAGCAAGCGCAUCAUCGGGAAGCUGAUGGCCAGCGCCCCCCAGAGCUUCAGCCGGCCUGUGGAGAGCAACCAGGAGGUCAUCCACAUGCUGCGAGAGACUUACUUGGACCUGGGAGGGGACGAGGGAAACCUGCGCUUAUGGUUCCAAAAGUUGCUCAGCCAGAACCCCUACAUCCUGAUGCGGCCGGCUGAGGCGUGGAGGGACAGUCUGGGCUUCUUGAGGGAGAAGGGCUUCACCACAGAGGAGCUCCUGGUCCUGGUCUCCAGCCUCAGGGCCUCCAUCGCAGAGCUGCAGCCUGAGGCCAUGCAACAGGCUCUGGACUACACCCAGGGGGUGCUCGUUUGCUCUGAAGAUGAGCUCCGGGAGAUAGUCCUCCGCUGCCCUGCUGUACUGUACUACUCAGUGCCCACCCUGGUGGGCCGGUUCAAGGGGCUGCUGGACGUGGGGGUGAGCAUGGACCAAGUGAGGGAGAUGCCCAACGUGCUGGAGCUCACCACUCAGAUUGUGCUCUACCGCAUCCAGAAACUAGCCUCCUACGGCUAUGACGUGCGAGGUGGCAGCCUGGACGUUAUCGUCGGCACCAAGAAGGACUUUGAGAUGACCUAUGGCAAAUUGCAGCUAAGGCAACAACGACCACUCUUCAACCCUGUUGCCCCUCUCAGGACCGCAGAGGAGUGAAUGUUAAUGGACCACAUGGCUUUUCCGACAUUUUGUUAUGUUACAGCCUUAUUCUGAAUAUGAUUCAAUUGUUUUUCCCCCCUCAUCAAUCUACAUACAAUACCCCACAAUGACAAAGCAAAAACAGGUUUUUAGAAAUGUUUGCUAAUUUAUUAAAAAUAAAAAACUGAAAUAUCAUAAGUAUUCAGACCCUUUACUCAGUACUUUAUUGAAGUACUUUUGGCAGUGAUUACAGCCUCAUCUUGGGUAUGACACUACAAGCUUGGCACACCUGUAUUUGGGGAGUUUCUCCCAUUCUUCUCUGCACUCAAUCUCUGUCAGGUUGGAUGGGGAGCAUUGCUGCACAACUAUUUUCAGGUCUCCAGGAAUGUUAGAUCGGGUUCAAGUCCGGGCUCUGGCUGGGCCACUCAACGACAUUCAGAGACUUGUCCCGAAGACACUCGUCCAUCGUCUUGGCUGUGUGCUUAUGGUCAUUGUCCUGUUGGAAGGUGAACCUUCGCCCCAGUCUGAGGUCCUGUGCGCUCUGAAGCAGGUUUUCAUCAAGGAUCUCUCUGUACUUUACUCCGUUCAUCUUUGCCUCGAUCCUGACUAGUCUCCCAGUCUCUGCCACUGAAAACAUCCCCACAGUAUGACGCUGCGACCACCAUGCUUCACCGUAGAGAUGGUGCCAGGUUUCUUCCAGACGUGACGCUUAGCAUUCAAAUCAAAUCAAUUUGUAUAGCCCUUCUUACAUCAGCUGAUAUAUCAAAGUGCUGUUCAGCAUUCAGGCCAAAGAGUUCAAUCUUGGUUUCAUCAGACCAGAGAAUCUUGUUUCUCAUCGUCUGAGAGUCUUUAGGUGCCUUUUGGUAAACUCUAAGCGUGCUGUCAUGUGCCUUUUACUGAGGAGUGACUUCUGUCUGGACACUCUACCAUAAAGGCCUGAUUGGUGGAGUGCUACAGAGAUGAUUGUCCUUCUGGAAGCUUCUCCCAUCUCCACAGAGGAACUCUGGAGCUCUGUCAGAGUGACCAUCGGGUUCUUGGUCACCUCCCUGACCAAGGCCCUUCUCCCCCGAUUGCUCAGUUUGGCCGGGCGGCCAGUUCUAGGAAGAGUCUUGGUGGUUCCAAACUUCUUCCAUUUAAGAAUGUUGGAGGCCACUGUGUUCUUGGGGACCUUCAAUACUACAGAAAUGUUUUGGCACCCUUCCCCAGAUCUGUGCCUCGACACAGUCCUAUCUUGGAGCGCUACGGACAAUUACUUUGACCUCAUGGCUUGGUUUUUGCUCUGACAUGCACUGUCAACUGUGGAACCUUAUAUAGACAGGUGUGGGUCUUUCCAAAUCAUGUCCAAUCAAUUGAAUUUACCACAGGUGGACUCCAAUCAAGUUUCAGAAACAUCUCAAGGAUGAUCAAUGGAAAAAGGAUGCACCCAAGUUAAAUUGAGUCAUAGCAAAGGGUUUGAAUACUUUUGUAAAUAAUUUAUUUCAUUUAAAAAAAAUAUAUACAUUUGCAAACAUUUCUAAAAACCUGUUUACCCUUUGUCAUUAUGGGGUAUUGUGUGUAGAUUACUGUAAAACAUAUUUAAUCAAUUUUAGAAUAAGGCUGUAACGUAACAAAAUGUAGAAAAUGUCAAGGGGUCUGAAUACUUUCCAAGGGCACUGUACUGUACAUUCAUAAUUUUUUGUGAUGUUUAAUGUCACUGUCAGACUUGUGACAUUCACCAGGAAGACCAUUCCUUCUGGGGAGGGACAGUAGUGUAUUACCUGGUUCAAGUUGUUGUAACAUGAUACCCAGCCACAUGGUUAUCAUUCCCCCACAACUUAAUUCAAGGCUAAAAAUAGCAUAGCAUGAUAGAAAAGGUUGAAUCAUAAAAAUAUAUCCAUCUGUUUGCACUGCUACUUAAAAGUCUGCAUAAGGUAAAUGGUACUUACUAUAACAAGUCACACAUACUGAAAAUGAACAGUGUUAGAUAAAUUCUCAUAUAGUUAUUAAGCAGUUCUAUUAAUACAUAGUAAUGCAGGGUUCCCCAACUGGCGGCCCGUGAAUUUGGCCCGCGGGUGGUUUUAUUUGGCCCCCCAAGUUUUCUGAGCAAAAAAAUGAUAUAUAUAUUUUUUUGUUCAUUUUUCAUUGUUGGAUAUAAAAACUGUAAAACACCAGGUAAUCAGCUUCAAGUGAUUUUAACUAGGGAAAUCUGUUCCCAUGUAUUUCCACGAAUAAUGAUCAUAAACAAAGCAAGGUUUGAAAUUAUUACAUUUUAAUCCAAUAAUAUAUCUGUUUGGGCUUCUUGCGAUUAAUUUGCAGUCUACAAAUUAUUGUUAUAUAUAUUCCGACCCCCCGACCAUCUGCUCAAGAAAAAAAUCGUCACACAGCUGAAUCUAGUUGAUGAUCCCUGUAGUAAUGCAUCUAAGUAAUACACUGUAACAAAGGUUAUGCACAAAUCAGCUGUGAAGACUUUGAGGUAGGCCUACUGUAAGACAUGUGUUGCGUACAUUUCAACAAUAUUGGUAACCAAUGAAAUAAAGCCGGUGAGAAAAAGAGAA